GCGCGUUUGGCUUCGAUUGCCGACGGUACCAAAAGGUUGCAGGUUCGAGUCCUGCGGUGGUCACGUGCGAAAAGCUUUUCCUACUCAGAGGAGUCAGAUAUUGUAUUGCUUUUGUGUUGCAACGUCUUGUUGAUGCAGUCGCAUUGUCUCCAUAUGCUCAGCUUACAUGGGCGCAUGUAUGUGUGAAGCAUGACGGAAGCAAAGUGCGAGAUUCACGGGCUUGGUCGAUCAUUGCGAACUCGAAGCUUAGCUUGAUCGGCGGCGUUUCCUAGUAGCUACCAUAAACACUUAGCUUCCUCCAUGGACAAGGAAUGGGAGUAUAUCCGGUACUCCGACAUUUGAUCUCUGUGUCAUAAAGUCAGAAAGCGAGACAGGUGUAUGCUGUUGACCCGACUAUUGUCAUCGGCGACAGUUCAUGUUCUUCUUGCCGGCGGAACACCUGCUAAAAAUGACAGUCUCACUCCCAAACUAAGAUCGCUUGCAGGGUCUCCGUGAUGGUCGAAACCACUGGUGCAGAAAAGGACUAACUGUACUACUACUUCUACUAAGCACUUCCGCAUGCCGCUGUAUAUGUACCCUUCCCCACUGCCUGGUCUCCUCCUUGUCCCUCCACCCUCGUCGCUUUUGUUCUUAGGUCUUCACUGAAUCUGCGACCGAAAUAUGCCGUUCACUUGGAGGUUCGGUAAGAGGGUGUCUCCACUUGACAGUGUUACACUGGACCAUGUCAUCUCGGGCGAUACAUGUGCACCCAUAAGUCUGCCAGACUUUGAGGCGUAUUUGGCGCACAAGGAGUACUCCAUUGAGAACUUGCAUUUUCUGUCGUGGUACCAAAAUUACCGACGCAAGUUUUUUAACCUUCCUCAGCACCUCCAGGCACUCUCGCCUCCGCCUUCAUCUGUUUCUCAAAAGGACCACGACGCAGUCCCAUGUCCAAGUCCUGUGAAGACCGAAAUGCGUCUCGAAUCGUCGAAACGUAAUUUCGAGUCCUUCACGUUGGCUGCAGGUCCUGAUGGCAUGCUUGCUGCCGGAGCGUCACCAAUAUCACCGACGUUCUCCACGUACUCGGCUUCUUCCUCAAACAAUAUCUCAUCACCCCUUGCAUCACCUACUAAGUUCCAAUCGUCUCAACCAGACUCAACUAUUUCCUCUCCCACACUGUCUUCGACGCUCCUCGCUUCCUCGGCGGGGUUCGAGAGCGUCAACGGUGUGAGAAAGGAAACUCAGCCGUUUAGACAUGAAUGUAUGUGUGUCGUACAGACGUUUGUCAAGGCUGCGAGUUCCAAGGAGAUUAUGGUGGAUGGGCGUAUCAGAGAUAUGGUCAUCAGGGACUUGACCUGGAGUACGCAUCCAGACAUCUUUUUACCGAUAUACGAACAAGCGUACGACACACUCGCAGCAGUCUCCUUGCCACAUUUCCUCACCCUCUCUGCGACCAACGUUAAUCGGCCCAAAGCGUUCUUCUGGCUAAGCGUCGGGACGCUUAAUCUCACGAUCGCCCUCCUCAUCUCACUCGCCACCAUACUGAGUAUAGAUGAUUACACGUUAAGGAAGCGAGUGACUGGAGGCUGGGAUAGCGGUGGAGAAAGUCGACUUGCGAAGGCGAGAGCCUGGAGGUUGUUUGCGGUGCCGUUUGCGACGUUGGGUGGGAUGCAGUUCUACAGUGCUUAUAAAGGAUUCUGCAGUGACGUCUGGGGUCGCGGACGUACCCAACUCAGACCUUGGGAACUUGACCUCGUCGAAUUCGACGGGACGUUCGACGACAACGUUUCCUUCCCUGAGAAAAUGCCUGAUCCAGAGAAAGGGAUGAAUGUCGUCGGGAUGGAUAAAACGCGCUCGAGCUCGUCUUCCGGUUUCGCCAACAGAAAAAGUGAGGAUAAAGUGUUCCCCAAGGUCUCCGGAGAGUCCACUCCAAAGAGGACGUCUAUCAAGAGAAUACCUCCUCCUAGGAUCGAUACCGGGUUAGCAGAGGAAAUGAAUCCACGCAGACGUAAAGAAGUCUGGGAGAAAGAUGCCUCUGUCGCGGUCAAUGUCCAGGGCAUGACUUUGCCAUCUACAGUUGAUUUAGGUCCGCCUUUCGACUGUCCUCUACCUGCUCAAGAUCCAGUGCAAGGAUCAGCACAAGACCAUUCAUUUCCACCUCUCACCGACCCGCAGUCAACGCACGGGUCCCAUUUUGGAGAUGGCAAGAAAAUCCCGAUGUUCGGUCCGGAGAGAGUGGUACUUGACAAGAGGAUUGCUGCGGUUCAUCGACAGGUGUUGGUGGAUAUGCUUUGGAUUGGACUGGUUUGGGGGUGCUUGUUUACUGUGCUUUUGUUAGGCGUUCCGGGGAGGAGGUGGUAAUGCUCAUGUGGGUUGAAGGUUUUUGGUUUGCUGUAGUAUAGUAUACCAUGUCUUGAAUGAACGUUGAAAUUGUUGCGCUCGGUGACCAGGCAUGGCCGCGCCUUCAGCCUGCAUAGCUUGUUCGAGGAACUAAGUGAGAGAUUUACGCCGUUGUGACUUUUUCUGACAUUGUUCGUUCGCAGCAGCGUCCAGGUACGGUAGAAAGUGAUUAUGGAUCAUUUGGGCGCGAUGAGAGCGCAGACCUCGAUUGAGCCUCCGAGGGUCAGGGGAGGUCUUAGCCUAAUAUUUAGACGUAUUAUGUUCUCCUCGCAUGUUGUGCGAGACGACCAGUAAAAAUUGAAGAAGUUGUUAUUUGUCACAAAGUC
Messenger RNA from Somion occarium, 2705 nucleotides. Lineage: Eukaryota; Fungi; Basidiomycota; Agaricomycetes; Polyporales; Cerrenaceae. The record is from the annotation of a GenBank genome assembly.